AUAACUUGUGUUUCAAUGCCUACAUUUAGAAGUUCAAGACUCAGCUUGUCAAACUUUUCAGGAGUAAGUUUGUUAAGAAUUCUGUGAAAAAGAAACAAAAAGCUAAAACAAAUUUCCACACACAUACAAAAUAUUGAUGUUCUGCAAUUUUUACUAAAAAUGUCGAUUCUAAUUUGAAAACGCUGGUAGGAGGAAAUCUCAAAAUGAACACCAAACUUACCCUCUGACUCGUCUAAAUAUUUGGUCAUUUUUGUCUUUGGGUUUGACACCAUCCCUUGGAGUACUGUUGGGUGGUACCCAUCGAUUAUUAGGAAUAGGCGACGAUGCGCCCGAACCGGAUUUGAGAGUGGGUGGUCUCUCGUCCCUAAAAAUGACAAAAAUUGUUUGGUAUCACAAAAUAUGAUUAACAUGUUAUCUUAGACAUAAGAUUACUUUAAUAAUAUUAAAAGUUAAAAAAAUUAAACAACAAAAAAACAACACCUACCGUCCUCCUAAGUGUGGAGAAACACCACCCUUGGAUGACUGUGAGUCCAGUAUGCUGCUUAUCUUUGACCAGUCAGUUACAAGCUCUUGCACAUAA
Lymnaea stagnalis (great pond snail) is the source of this 580-nucleotide messenger RNA. Lineage: Eukaryota; Metazoa; Mollusca; Gastropoda; Lymnaeidae. The record is from the annotation of a GenBank genome assembly.